AUGGACAAGGAAAGCCCCAACCUGGUAGACCAGCACGUGCUGGAACAAAUGCAGAAGACCAUCGAAUUGUUUGCCCAAAAUUCUACAUGCACAACGAAGGAAGCUUUUGCAGAUGAUAAAUAUGCGUAUAGCCUAAUUGAUAACUACAAAAGCAGGAGGACAAAAAAUGUUGUUAUACACAUGCUAAAAAACGACAUAAAUAUUUUGUACUACAAUGAAGAAUACAAAAAUAUAAUUUUUAUAAACUUUUUAAGAUUGUGCCAAUUGAAUAAUUUAAACGUAAAAAAGUAUCAUGAUAUGUUUUUAAAAUAUGAUAUUUUUUCAUAUAUUUUAAAUUCGGAAAAAUACGUACAUAUUUUUUUAAAGCCAAUUAUAAAUAAUGACAAAUUGUUGUGGGAUGUGAAUACCGACCAUUUUGAAUUCGUUGCCUUUCCCAUGGGGGGCAGUGCACAGAAUGAAAAUGGCCAAACGGAAAAACUGGGUGACGAUUACGAAGACAGCUCCUACGUGUUGGAAGAAAGGCAAAAAUUAAAACUGGAUGAUCUUGUAGUAAAUUCCUCAGAUUGUUGUGAGUCCUCCGCAUUUAGCGAAGACGAAAUUUCCGUAUCGUCUGGAUUUUCGGAAAAGUCUCCACACGUGAUAAGCGGUGGCCAGAAGAUGAAUGGCUAUUUACCCCACCCGUGCGGGGGCACCAAUUUGGAGGAGUGCCCUAAAAAAGAAAAUGCUCCUGUUGUGAAAAAAGAACAGACCUUUCAGAAGCAACAAAUCUGUAAGGAGGAAGCGUCAGUGGAGGGAAUAAAUGACAAUACCAUAACCUUGCAGGAGGAGGAAAAAAGCCGAAAUGGCCUCGCAGCGAACUCGUCUUCCACCCUGAACAAUAUUAAUUUGAACCACUUAAUAGACACAAUUGUGGAGGGGGGUAAAUGGGGUGAUGAGGAGAGCCCCGAGGGGGGGGUGUAUAAGAGGAGCAACAAUGGCAUGCAAAAAAGCAGCCUAAACGAAUCAAUCAUAGAAAAAUUUGUGACAAAGUCAGAAAAUGACCAAGACGAGGUGCUCAAUUUGUAUAAAAAGGUUAACAGCAUGGAAAAAAUUAUUAAACAUUUAAUUGGAGAAAUAGUGAAGAGGGAUAUGGUAAGAAAGGCGCCUCUAGUAGUUCCCCGUGGAGGUGAUCCCCUUGGAAUAGUACCCAUCGAAGAAACCGAAAAGACGGAACAGAAUGACAGCCAGAAGGACGACCAGGGGAACCCCCCACCAAACGAUAUAACCAGCAGCACGAGCAAAAACAGUGGUGAAUGCGAAGAAGACACAGACAGUAAAUAUUUCGAAAGUUACAACAACACAUGUAUACACAGAACUAUGAUUCUAGAUAAGAGCAGAACAAAUUGCUACUAUGAAUUCGUAAAAAAAAAUAAAGAAAUAUUUGAAAAUAAAGUGGUCCUGGAUAUAGGAUGUGGGUCUUCCAUCAUUUCUCUCUUCUGCGCUGACCACGCGAAAGUUGUCGUCGGGAUUGACAACGCCCAUAGGAUAUUAACAAAAGCAAAAAAAAUAACGGAAAAAAAUGGAGCCAAUAAUAUUUACCUAUUCGAAGGAAAAUUAGAAGAAAAUAAUAUUUACGUUGAUGAGAAAGAGGAAAUACACUACAUUAACAAAAAGGAAGACUUAGAAAAAUAUAAAAAUAUAUAUAAAAUUAAAAAGCUGGAAAUUUUAAAAUUUGAUAUUAUUAUUUCCGAAUGGAUGGGAUACUUCCUGUUUUACGAAUGUAUGAUAGACACCAUUUUGUAUGCCAGGGAUUUCUACUUAAAAGAAAAUGGCUUGUUGCUGCCAAACAAGGUUUAUCUAUAUUUAGCAGGUUAUAAUGACUCAGAAUAUAUAAAUGAAAAUAUUUUAAUUUGGGACAACCCACUGUAUGGAAAAGACCUCUCGGAGUUAAAACCCAGUUCGAAGAAUUUCUUGGAAAAUGCCAAAAUUAUCUAUCUAGACAAAAAUAAAGUAUCCACUGAGGUGGUUAAUUAUGCCAUAAUUGAUAUGUACACAUAUCGCAAAAAUGAAAAUGUGUAUAUUUCUUCUGAUUUUAAAAUUGCAGUUAAUAAAGGGAAAGUAGUGACCAGUUUGUGCUUUUAUUUCGAUUGCCAUUUUGAAGCGUAUAGAUCUUCUCCUGGUGAAUCAACCAACAGUUCACAGAAUGUGCCCCCCACUGGGGAGACAUGCACAAAUACCAUCUUAACGACGAGCAUGUUCAAGGAAGAAACGCACUGGAGGCAGACCCUAUUACAUCUGCACUGCCUGAAUUUUACCAUCGCUAGUAUUUCUGCCCCCGAGGAAGGGGAACACCCCAAUGAGCUGUCCGGCAGGAUAUUCAUAUCGCCGGCCGGUGAACAUUCUAGAAAUGUGAAUGCUCUUUUGCAGAUUAAAAAAAAUGAGUCCAUGAAUGUGAGCGAGGACUGGACGUGUUGGUACUCCCUCGACUGA
Plasmodium coatneyi is the source of this 2469-nucleotide messenger RNA. Its product is annotated as Histone-arginine methyltransferase. Gene Ontology annotation, molecular function: protein-arginine N-methyltransferase activity. Bases 1 to 2469 code for a protein of 822 amino acids. The record is from RefSeq and is a predicted model, not a curated record. Gene Ontology annotation, cellular component: nucleus. Gene Ontology annotation, biological process: peptidyl-arginine methylation. The transcript has a single exon. NCBI's taxonomy places the organism in Eukaryota, Apicomplexa, Aconoidasida, Haemosporida, Plasmodiidae.